GUAAGCGCAUUAGACUAGGAGUUUCACCACAACAAGGCAGGGUACAUCAAAGGAAGCUGAAGAAUCAGAUCAAGAUUGUAUGGUGGGAUACAGCCAGUAGUUGGCUUGAAAUCAGGCAAGCAGACUACAAAGUUAGAUUCCUCAUCGAGGAAUCAGAGGAUGAAUUUAUUCCAGUAAGGCAUAAAAAGACAAAGUUGAAGUCAAAUGAGUCACCAUCCUCUCCUUCUCCUCAAUUGCCUGGGCAGUCUAUCAGCUCAUCCCAACUGAUAUCAUGGACAAUAAUAUAA
This is a messenger RNA of Paraglomus brasilianum, 287 nucleotides long. NCBI's taxonomy places the organism in Eukaryota, Fungi, Glomeromycota, Glomeromycetes, Paraglomerales, Paraglomeraceae. The record is from the annotation of a GenBank genome assembly.